AUGGCUUAUAGAAGAAAUAUGACAUUAGAAGAAGCUCAUAAUGCUAGGAGAGAUAGGCAGAUUGAAGAUCUACAAGAAACACUUGGUAGGGUUGUUAAUUCGUUAGAAGAUGGUGGUUUAAGGUUCAAUAGGGAACAUGUUGUAGGUGAAAGGGAUGAUGAAUCUCCAGAUCCUAGUGAUAGUUGUGAUAGUAUUCAUAGAUCCUCUAGUGAUUCUGAUGAUGGGUCUAAUCAGUGUAGAAGAAGGCAUAGGAGACAUAAGGAUGAUACUAAAGAUAUUAAAAUAGAUCCACCAGAUUUUAUUGGUUCUUCAAAUCCUGAAGAUUAUUUUGAAUGGGUUCAGGUGAUGGAUAGAAUAAUGGAGAUAAAAGAGUAUGAUGAUAAGAAAAGUUUUAAGGUUGCCAUUAUUAGGUUGAAAAAGUAUGCUUCAUCCUGGUAUGAUCAUAUGAAAGAUGAAAGAAAUUAUAAAGGAAAAAGCAUAAUCAAGACCUGGUCCAAGCUGAAAGAAGUUAUGCAGAAGAGAUUUGUUCCUCAGUUGUACAAGGAAGAUCAGUAUCUUCUGAUGAAUAAUCUGAAGCAAGGUACAAAAGAGGUUGUGGAAUGUAUUAGAGAAUUCCAGCAAUUGAAGACUCGAACUGGUGUGAAAGAAACUGAAGAGCAUACUAUCGCCAAAUUCAUUGGUGGGUUGAAUGCUACCAUUUCAGAAAAGAUAGAGUUGCAGCCCAUCUGGACGCACGAAGGAGCUUGCAAAUUGGCUCUCCAGAUUGAGAAGCAACUGAAGAAGAAAAUCCAGUACAAACCUUUCACUAAGGCACAGUGCCUUAACCAGAGAGCACUCACCGUUAAGGAGAUUGAAAGCUUACCAGAUGUUGACACUGAAGAAGGUGAACCAGUGUAUAAUGAUGAUGAAAAUGAAGAAACAUAUGUGGGUGCAGAUAUUGGAGAAAUGUUGGUCGUGAGAAGAGUGAUGCAUGUGAAUGAAGUUAUAACUGAUGUCGCCCAGAGAGAGAAUAUUUUCCAUUCCAGAUGUACUGUUAAAGGCAAGGUGUGUGAUCUGAUCAUCGAUGGUGGGAGUUGUGCUAAUGCUGCUUCUACUUAUAUGGUAGAGAAACUGGAGUUGCCAACUGUAAAGCAUCCUCGUCCAUACAAGUUGCAAUGGCUAAGUGAAGGAUCUGAGAGCGUACUGGAGAAAAGGAGCUCACUGGAGUCCCCCAGUCUCCUGAAAUCUUUACUGAAGGAAUUCACUGAUGUUUUCCUAGAAGACCUACUUGAAGGUUUGCCACCAGUAAGAGGUAUUGAACACCAGAUUGACCUGGUUCCAGGGUCAGUUCUUCCAAACAAAGCUACUUACAGAUGUUCACCAACUGAAGCAAAAGAAUUGCAAAGACAAGUAGAUGAGUUGGUUGCCAAAGGUUAUGUGAGAGCCAGUAUGAGUCCUUGCUCAGUUCCAGCUCUCCUGGUCCCAAAAAACGAUGGUUCGAUGAGAAUUACUUUCAUGAGACUGAUGAAUGAAGUUCUCAGAGCACUUAUUGGUCAGUUUGUUGUUGUUUACUUUGAUGAUAUUCUGGUAUAUUCAAAAUCUGAAGCUGAACAUGUUCAUCAUCUGAGAAGUAUGUUUGAUUUACUGAGAAAACACCAAUUGCAUGGUAAACUGGAGAACUGUGAUUUUAUGGUAGAAAGUGUAAUCUUUCUUGGUUAUGUGGUGUUGAAAGAAGUUAUCUCCAUGGAUCCUUCAAAGGUGGAAGCCAUCAAAUCAUGGACAGUUCCUACUACACUCACUGAAGUAAGAAGUUUUCAUGGACUAGCAUCUUUUAAUAGAAGGUUUAUCAAGAAUUUCUCUACAAUAGUGGCUCCAAUCACUGACUGUCUGAAGAAAGGUGUAUUUGAUUGGCAAAGCUUAGCCCAGUUAGCAUUUGAAUCACUGAAGGAAAAGCUCAGCUCAGCCCAUUUUGUUUUAUUUUCUGACCACGAAACACUGAAGUUCAUUAAUGGUCAACACAAGCUUAAUGCCAGACAUGCAAAAUGGGUGGAAUUUUUGCAAUCUUAUUCAUUUGUUUCAAAACAUAAGGCUAGAGUGGCUAAUGUUAUUGCUGAUGCACUCUCCAGACGAUACUCAUUGUUAUCCAUUCUGGAAGCAAGAGUUCUUGGAUUUUCUUUCAACAAUGAAGCUCACCAGAAAGGACCAUUUAUUGUUCAAGAUGGUUUCUUAUUCAAAAAUGGUAAAUUAUGUAUUCCAAGGGGUUCUAUUCGUGAUCUAUUGAUAAGGGAAGCACAUGGAGGAGGUUUGGCUGGCCAUUUUGGCAUUAACAAGACUGGAGAGAUCCUCACUCAACACUUCUAUUGGCCAAGCUUACUGAAGGAUGUUCAGAAUAUUAUCAGUCGCUGUCCAACUUGUCACCAGGCGAAGGCCACAGUUCCAAAUCAACCAUGGGAAGAUCUUAGCAUGGAUUUUAUUGUUGCACUGCCCAGGACUCAAAGGGGAAAAGAUUCAAUAAUGGUAGUUGUUGACCGUUUUUCGAAAAUGGCUCAUUUUACUCCUUGCCAUACUACAAAUGAUGCUUCAGCAGUGGCAAAUUUAUUUUUCAAGGAAAUUGUUCGCUUGCAUGGGAUUCCAAAGACAAUUAUGUCAGAUAGAGAUGUGAAAUUUUUAAGUUAUUUCAGGAAGACAUUAUGGAGAUUGAUGGGUACCAGGUUAAUGUUCAGUACAUCUCAUCACCCUCAAACUAAUGGGCAAACUGAAGUUACAAAUAGAACAAUUGGUAUUUUGUUGAAAACACUGGUGAAGAAGACGUUGAAAGAUUGGGAUCUGAAGUUACCUCAUGCUGAGUUUGCCUUCAAUAGAGCUCCUAACUAUUCUACCAAUAAAUCCCCAUUUGAAAUCUGUUAUGGUGUGAAUCCACUGACUCCCAUUGAUUUAAUUCCAUUUUCGAUUGAACCAAAAGCAAGUAUUGAAGCUGAGGCCAAAGCCAAAGAAAUCAAGAAAAUUCACCAGUAA
Messenger RNA from Erigeron canadensis, 2994 nucleotides. RefSeq lists its product as uncharacterized. The coding region runs from base 1 to 2994 and encodes 997 amino acids. Gene Ontology annotation, molecular function: nucleic acid binding. Gene Ontology annotation, biological process: DNA integration. The transcript has 4 exons. The record is from RefSeq and is a predicted model, not a curated record. NCBI's taxonomy places the organism in Eukaryota, Viridiplantae, Streptophyta, Magnoliopsida, Asterales, Asteraceae.